This is a messenger RNA of Cantharellus anzutake, 939 nucleotides long. RefSeq lists its product as uncharacterized. The transcript is spliced from 3 exons. Bases 96 to 851 code for a protein of 251 amino acids. NCBI's taxonomy places the organism in Eukaryota, Fungi, Basidiomycota, Agaricomycetes, Cantharellales, Hydnaceae. The record is from RefSeq and is a predicted model, not a curated record.
AACUGUUGGCUGCCUCCCCUAGGACCUCACCGAAAAAAAAAACCCCUAAGGCUAAGAGAACCAAACCGGGUCGUUGGUAAUUUUUUCUGGCCUCAAUGUUGCACGAGACUGCCUCGAGUCGAAUCCAAUUGUACACAUCUCAAUAUUGUCGUCCAACUCCGAGCAAACAUUGUAUUCUCAACACUUCGCCCAGAAGCCGAAACUUUCGAAUCGCGUGCCUGCUUUGCUUUGCUUCUAAAAAGUAUGUUUAUCAGUACAUACUAUUUCAUCUUUACCUGGACAAGGAUCCUUCCUCAUUCUGCUUCAGUGUUUGCUCGCUCUGUAACCAUGGCAUUACUCGAUUGAGAACGUUCGGCAUCAAAGGCGCUAAAGGCACAUUCUUGCGUGGCUUCCUUUCAUAUCUGCAAUCGAGCCUUGGAGAUACAACAGCCUUCUACCUACCUUCUACCUUGGGGUUAUACGAAUAUGUCGGGAACAUCGACCAAUCGUCCGUCUUGGAUUUUGGUUCACUCCCCUAUCCUGCAGCUAGCUCUUCCGCUAGUGAGUUUAUUCCCCAUAGCUCUGCUUCCCUCCUCCAGCAAGUGAUUCCCGUGCAAGAGGGGGUAUCCUGCGGCGAAAAUUGGGAUUUUCUGAUGCUAGACAUUACUGUUAACUAUGAGCUUGCGGGGCCAUCUACUGCGCUCCGUUCACAAUCAGAUGCCUCCCCUCACGAAACUCGUGGUGAGACUCUGAAAAAUGCUGCAAGUUGGAACGAGGAUGCUGUGAGUUGCCUUAGAAGUCUAGCUUGGAGUAUGGGAUACUGCCUUAUCCCUCGCGGAGCGGCCAUUCCUGGUGGUGGUGCUCUUGUAUAGGGGAAUUCGUUUGAGGCUAAGUGCCUUGUGUUUCCCUGCACGACUCAAUGAUGACAUGAAUUAUUCAUGUGGGUAGCAAUUCUCUGUA